AUGUCCUGGUAUUCUCUACUCACAUUGUUGCUCGUUUCCUCCAUUCUGUAUAUCCAACAUGUAACAUGCCUGUAUGUAGAAGAUACCCUAAAAAUUUCCCUUAUGAAUAUAAAAUCGGGGGAUUACAUAAAGCUGUGUUGUGAUAUUUUUUGCUCCUUUUAUAAAUAUGAUAUAUUUAAAAAGACAUUUUUUUUUUUAAAAAAAGAGAAUAAUAUAACGCUAUAUAAUUGUUAUGGCGUUAUAAAAAUUUAUUAUUCUAAGAAAUAUUUAUUUUAUUUCUCUACAUAUAUAAAUGUGGAGCAAAAUAAUAUUAUUGAAAUUAUCGAUUCUUUUGAUAAGGUAAAAAUCUCGAGAUAUGUUUUUUUCACACCUCUUUUUGAAUAUAUUACUACAAAAAAGAAUAAUAUGGUUUAUUAUAUUCCUUUUGGGUAUUAUAAAUUCGGGAAAUUAAAAAAUAAAAUGUUAAACGAUAAAAAGACACAUAAUAAUAAUAAUAAUAAUAACACAUCUUUAAUAAUAAAUAAUCAGAAGAUUUAUUAUACAUAUGAACAACAUACAAAGCAAAUUAAUAAAUUUAAAGAGGAUAUAUUUAAACAUAAUAAAUAUAAACAAGAUAGAAAAAAUAAUAAGUACACAACAGUCAGAAAAUAUAAAAAAUGCACAAUAUUUAGAAAAAAUUGUUUUACAUAUAUCAUUCCAUUAUUUUUUUAUUAUAUUAAAAGUAUGAAUUUAAAAAAAUGCAUACCUCAACAUAUUAAAUAUAAUAUCCAUACAAGUAAUAAUAAUAAUAAUAAUAGUAAUAGUAAUAAUCAUUUUUCUUCUUCUUCUUAUUAUUAUUAUUAUUAUUGUUGCUGCUAUUUUUUUUAUUAUACCAAGAAGAAGCAUUAUAUAUUGUCUUUGGGACACAACAAAUUAUUACUUCAAAAAAUCAUUUUUAAUAAAUGUAAAAUAUUUCAACAUAUAAUUGAACAAAAUGAGAAAAAUAAAUUAAGAUUAUAUAUGUAUGACAAUAUAAUAUUUCAUAAUAAUAUGAUGAAAAAAAAAAAACAAUAUAACAAUUUUGUGGAAGCAGAAAUUUAUAAAUUCUUAGAAAUAUUACUCUUUAGUAAUUCUUAUAAGAAGCCCCAUAUUUUAUAUUCAAAAGAUAUGGAAAUAAUAGAAUCACAUACGGUAAAAAAGAAUAAUAGAAAGGAUAUUAAAAAUUAUAACGAGAAUAAAAGGAUCAAAAUAAUAGUUAAUUCAUCAAAUUAUAAAUAUGAAAAAACACAAUCCAUAUUAUUUUUAUUAAUUUGUCUCCUCUUUAUGUUCUUUUUUCUAUUAUUUAUUUAUGUAAUUAUAAGGAAAAAACAAAAUAAAAAGAAUGUACAAAAUAAAGAAAUCAACAAAAAUACAUAUAACGAGAAAAAUUUAAAAAGACUGGCUGAAAUACAUGUAGAAUAUAAAAAAAAAAUACAAACAAAUCUUGGAUCUAAAAUAAAAGAUAUUACGAAUCGUGAUUUAAUAAAAUUAAUAACAUAUAAUAAAGCAGACUCUAUUGUCGUAUGUCAACCAUAA
Messenger RNA from Plasmodium falciparum 3D7, 1554 nucleotides. RefSeq lists its product as uncharacterized. The record is from RefSeq and is a predicted model, not a curated record. NCBI's taxonomy places the organism in Eukaryota, Apicomplexa, Aconoidasida, Haemosporida, Plasmodiidae. The transcript has a single exon. The coding region runs from base 1 to 1554 and encodes 517 amino acids.